Messenger RNA from Leptopilina heterotoma, 228 nucleotides. Its product is annotated as cilia- and flagella-associated protein 161-like. Gene Ontology annotation, cellular component: motile cilium. The transcript has a single exon. The annotation marks the transcript as partial. NCBI's taxonomy places the organism in Eukaryota, Metazoa, Arthropoda, Insecta, Hymenoptera, Figitidae. The record is from RefSeq and is a predicted model, not a curated record. Gene Ontology annotation, biological process: cilium assembly.
AUUGUUAUUACUCACGUGAUGACUGGAGAGUGUUUAGCAGUUGAAAGAUUAAAUUGGCAAUCGAGCAUUUUUGGUGUUGAAUGUGGAAUAUCCGUUCACACUUAUAGGGAUGUAAAUAAACGAGAAACCUCCGAAUGUCACUGGAUGUUUGUAACAGAAAAACUACCACGCGGAACUGCCGAAAAAGAAUGUAAAUAAAACUCUGUCUAAGCACCUGGACGAUAUUUC